Messenger RNA from Rhagoletis zephyria (snowberry fruit fly), 699 nucleotides. RefSeq lists its product as uncharacterized. Lineage: Eukaryota; Metazoa; Arthropoda; Insecta; Diptera; Tephritidae. Gene Ontology annotation, molecular function: transmembrane transporter activity. Gene Ontology annotation, biological process: transmembrane transport. Gene Ontology annotation, cellular component: membrane. The record is from RefSeq and is a predicted model, not a curated record.
UUUAACAAACUCAAAGAGUAUGUGGCUAUGAAUGAAUCGAUGUCGCCGGGAGUGAGCUUCUUAUGGAGUUUGAGCCCGCUGAUGAGGCUUUUGGUGUACCGAACUAUGCUUUCAUUUAUCGUAGCACUGCCGAUUACCAAAGCUUUAAAUUGGUCUGCGGAUAUCAGCGUUGGAGGUUUAAAUGUCAAUUGGCCACCUACUCUCUAUGGAUUUCUAACGCUAUUGGGUGUAGUUGUGGGUACCGUAACAAAUUAUGCUAUUGGCCGUAAGGCGGUGAGUCUUAUUUCGUUAUUAUGUGUCGCUGGCUUGACCAUCGGUGUUGGUGUUUUCUUUCAUGAUUCCACAUGGCUGAUUGAUUCCACGCAAAUGGCGAUUGCCUGCACGCUUCUAAUGAUUGCACAAAUUUUUGGUGGAAUAUUUGCGCCCAGUACAACAAUUUAUCUUGGUGAGGCAUUUCCGUUGCAAUGGAAACGCUGUUUCAUCGCUUUUACUGUCUUUGUUCAAUAUAUGGUGGAUCUGAUCAUAGUUUGCACAUUCACUUUUGAUGGAUACAAUGAAUAUAUCUUCUGCAUCUCUGCUGGCGUAAUAAUGUUUGCUGGCGUAGUCUUCUUCUCAAUCACAAUGCCAGAAACACGAAAGGCUACGCUGAGAGAAGCACAAGAAAAAUUCUCAUAUGCACUACACCUGGAAUUUUAUUGA